AUGACUAUGGUUCUGGAGCAUGGGCAUCGCCAGUAUGGCGGUAUGGGGUAUGAUGGCGGCGUAUACCAGAGCCAUGUCCAGUCCAACCCUCCGCAGUUCAAUGAUGCAUGGUCGGCGCAACCAGCAUCUCACCCACCCCCUCCUGCAUACCCAUCCUCCAUGUCUUCUACAAACCCGAUAAAGCGUGAGGAGAUCCAGAGACCGUUACCGCCAGCCUUGUCCAUGCCGUACUCAAGUGUCCCCGUUUCAGCACCGUCGAUGGUUCCAAACGGGAGCUAUCCUGCAGUGACUUACGGUGGCUCGGAACUCCUAGUGAUGCCCCAAGAUAUGCCUCGAACAUCCCUUGAGCAGCAACAGUCCUCGACCACCGCGUCACCCAUACACUCAUUCCCUCCAACAUCAUAUGGAUCACUAGAAUCUCAACCUCACUCGCAAGGUCCACCACCCAGCACGUUCGGCGAUGCACUGGAUGCCAGUCGCGGAAUGGUUGCCCUUAGCCAGGACCUUACUCCAAGGGGCAUUUACCCACCUCGCGCAUCAAGAGGAUCAGCGGACUCGUACGGUUUCCCAUCAGCUCACUCAUCAGCGUCUUCGAUUUCAUCAGGGAACAACUACCCUUACUACAGUGCAUCGGUUGUCUCAGUAGACUCGUCUGUUACAGACUACAGCUCUACAACCUCAGAAUCCUACGACGGAAUGGCUUCGCGGACACUCCCAAGACCAUCCGCUCUCAUUGGGGCAAUGCCACCAGGACCACAGUCGAUGAUGGGCCAGUUCAGCUCCAAGGUACCAGCCAACACGCAAAAGAAGCACAAGUGCAAGAUUUGCGACAAACGGUUCACUCGACCCUCUUCCCUGCAAACACACAUGUACAGCCAUACUGGUGAAAAGCCAUAUGCAUGUGACGUCGAGGGUUGUGGCCGCCAUUUCUCUGUCGUUUCCAACUUGCGACGCCACAAGAAGGUUCACAAGGGCGAGAAGGAUUCGGGCUCUCCCGAAGAAGAGGAAUAG
Messenger RNA from Arthroderma uncinatum, 1011 nucleotides. RefSeq lists its product as uncharacterized. Gene Ontology annotation, molecular function: DNA-binding transcription factor activity, RNA polymerase II-specific; RNA polymerase II cis-regulatory region sequence-specific DNA binding. Lineage: Eukaryota; Fungi; Ascomycota; Eurotiomycetes; Onygenales; Arthrodermataceae. Gene Ontology annotation, biological process: regulation of transcription by RNA polymerase II. The record is from RefSeq and is a predicted model, not a curated record. Bases 1 to 1011 code for a protein of 336 amino acids. The transcript has 3 exons.